AUGGGUGCAGCACCUUCAAAAGUGAUUGAUAACCUUCUGGAAGAUACUAACUUCGACAGAGAUGAGAUUGAAAGAUUGAGGAAGCGGUUUAUGAAACUGGAUAGGGACAGUUCGGGAUCGAUUGAUAAGGAUGAAUUCAUGAUGAUUCCCGGUGUUUCCGCUAACCCACUUGCGAGUCGGAUAAUGGAAGUGUUUGAUGCAGAUAACAGUGGGGGUGUCGAUUUCCAAGAAUUUAUUUCAGGUCUAUCUAUCUUCAGUGGACGUGGUGGUAAAGAUGAGAAGUUGAAGUUUGCCUUCAAAAUCUACGAUAUCGAUAAAGAUGGUUACAUCUCUAAUGGUGAACUUUUCAUCGUUUUAAAGGUUAUGGUUGGUAACAAUUUAGACGAUGAACAGUUGCAACAAAUUGUAGAUAGAACUGUCAUGGAGAAUGAUAUUGACGGUGAUGGUCUCUUGUCGUUUGAAGAGUUUAAGAGCGCCAUCGAAACUACCGAAGUCGCUAAGAGUUUGACAUUACAGUACGACAUAUAG
Zygosaccharomyces rouxii is the source of this 528-nucleotide messenger RNA. RefSeq names its product calcineurin regulatory subunit B (gene CNB1). Gene Ontology annotation, molecular function: calcium-dependent protein serine/threonine phosphatase regulator activity; calcium ion binding. The coding region runs from base 1 to 528 and encodes 175 amino acids. The record is from RefSeq and is a predicted model, not a curated record. The transcript has 2 exons. NCBI's taxonomy places the organism in Eukaryota, Fungi, Ascomycota, Saccharomycetes, Saccharomycetales, Saccharomycetaceae.